AUAUAAUAUAUUUUAUAGUUGUUCACAAUAUUUCUUUUCUCAGAUUUUUUUUUAGAAAUUUAAUUGCCAAAUUAAGAUAAAUUUCCAAAAUGUGCGAAAAUUUAAAACCAGAUCGCAUAAGAUGUGAAGGCUGCCGCACCAUCAACUUGGCUAAGACAGGCAGCCAGCCUAAGCCCGACAUGCAGAUGUAUGACAAAUGCGGUCCUUCUCAAAGGAUAGAUUGUCCUCAAGUUGCUGAAUUUCCGAUACGUCCAACUUGCAUAAAAGUGUGCAGCAAAGAAGAGUAUAAUCUUAAAAAAUCUCCUAAGAAAGUGGCGAAAAUACCGUUACCUUAUGCACAUGGAAAACUAAUGUAUGCAGUUAAAGCUGGGCUCCUCGUAGGCAGUGUUUACUUUACGUACAGCCAAGGAGUGUGGGGCGAUCAACAAGAUGUCACAGAAUGCGUUCGUCGCUGGCAAGAAUACAUUCGAAGUAUCAAUACAAGACGCCCACCUGUCUUCGACCAGUGCGGUAACGUCAUUAGAAAAGAGUCUAGCGAAAGCAUUUUUGCGCCCGCGUAUGCACUUUACAAAUAUUGUGUUACCACUUGUUUUUCAGGUGUUGUGAAAGUCCCCUUAUUAGUGAAGUGUGCUUAUAUCGAUUAUCUGCAAGCUUUGGAAAGAAGGAAAGACGAAUUAGCCAAGGAAAGGCAAUUAAAGAGGACAUCGAAAGUUCAGGAUUGAAUUGAAACUUCUAUAAUCGUUUUCAGAUAAUGUAAUUAUGAAUAAAUCAUUGAUGAAAUAUUUAAAAUAGGUACAUUAUUAAAAAAAUACUAACUACAUAUUAUUUAUUACAAUAUACAUAUAAACUAACAACUAUAAAAAAAAUUGUAAAAAUAGUCUUUGCUGCAUCGAUUGUGUUGAUAGCUGCUAUGUGCUAAUUGACUUUUUAAAUAAAUUUUAUGUCCUCGU
Messenger RNA from Maniola jurtina (meadow brown), 950 nucleotides. RefSeq lists its product as uncharacterized. The record is from RefSeq and is a predicted model, not a curated record. NCBI's taxonomy places the organism in Eukaryota, Metazoa, Arthropoda, Insecta, Lepidoptera, Nymphalidae. Bases 90 to 722 code for a protein of 210 amino acids. The transcript is spliced from 6 exons.